AUGAUCAAGCUAGCUUCUUGUGCGGGAGAUUUACUGCAAAGACUGGACGAUUGUAAACCAGACGAUCUCGCGUGCGAGUGCUGUGCUUUGCAGAGCUUACAAGCGGAGUGUUUUGAGCUGUGUGCAGGUUCUCCCAGCACCGGGUUCAUGACUGUCAUGUUUGAUGAUUGUGAGACCCUUGGAGAUGUUAACGCAUGUUCCUUGCCUUUCAAGAAGACGGACAACGAGCAGGCUAAGAUCUCCAAAGAGAAGUUCGGAAAGAGACCAAAGGACUCAGACAAAAUGAAGGUCAUCUACAAAAUCAAGUCUGUUCCAGGUUUGAGCGACUCGAUUGUGAAAUCACAUCUAGAGGUUGAUGUUGCAGUUGCCGAGAACAAGAGCACUGUCGCUGAGCACAAGAAAAUCGAAUCGGCCAAGACUAAGGAGAAUGUGACCAAGGUUGACACAAGCGGUACGUAUACCAUUCACUUACCAUCAGAACAAAUUACUAACAACUUUUAUCUUCCAAUAGAGUCAUUGGCAAGUACAAAAUCCCACUGGAAGAUGCUUUCCCUGUUGGCGCUGCCAUUGUUCUUCUACCUGACAUUCUAA
Molecule: messenger RNA, 591 nt
Organism: Kuraishia capsulata CBS 1993
Lineage: Eukaryota; Fungi; Ascomycota; Pichiomycetes; Pichiales; Pichiaceae
Exons: 1
Coding region: 1-591 (196 amino acids)
Source: RefSeq, a predicted model, not a curated record